GAAAAAUGUCAUUUCAAAUAUUUUUGUGGCUCUCCUCUUUAAGAAACCAAUUUAUUUAUUUUGCUAUAGCCAUUAGUUUACCUUCAAUGCUUCUUUAUUUAAUCGAGAUAUUAACAAUUAUUCGACAUAAAGAAUUUCAUAACCCUUUCUACAAACUUGUUUUGAUUAGAUCCAUUCCGGUACGUUAA
Meloidogyne enterolobii is the source of this 188-nucleotide messenger RNA. The record is from the annotation of a GenBank genome assembly. NCBI's taxonomy places the organism in Eukaryota, Metazoa, Nematoda, Chromadorea, Rhabditida, Meloidogynidae.